CAAAGCCCGUCAAAGGGAAAUAAUCUCAUAAAAUAAUCAACAAGCACUCAAAAAGGUAAAACCAUGUCAACAUAUAGUACAGAUUUAGCUAAAGGUUUAUGGAAUCUUAAGAUUGAUGAUAAAUAUGCCGAUUUUACAAUAUCUGUAAAUGGCAGAGAAUUCAAGUGCCAUAGAGUCAUCUUAGCCUCCCUGUCGGAGUUCUUUGAAGUCAUGUUUGAUAGUGGAUUAAUGGAAACAGAAACUGGUUGCGUUUGCCUGGAUGAUAUGCUAUUAGAUGAAGACAGUUGCUCAGAUUUGUUAAAGUUUAUUUAUACCGGUGAACCUAGUGUGGUUACUAUGGUCAACGCUGACAUUCUACUCCACGUGGCCCACAUGAUGCAAAUAAAUUCUCUCCAUACGAUAUGCAAGCAGUUUCUAAGUGUAAAUGCUGAUAAGUCAAACUGUGUACAUGUUUGGCAGAUUGCACAGAAUCAUGGCUACACUGCAGAUCUUGCCGAGAUAGCACGAUCUUUAAUUCUUAAACAUUUUGCCGAAAUUGCAAACAGUGAAGCCAAACUUGACGAAAUAGGUACAGUUGAUAGUCUUAUAUCUAUUUUGGAAUCUGAUAAUAUAAAUGUUGUUGAUAGAAGUGGUUUAUUUUGUCAAGUGUCGUUUUCCUGGAUAGUUGCGGAUUUAGAAAACCGUAUUCAACGUUUCCCAGAACUAUGCGAGGCGAUGAUGCAAAAUAGAGUGUCUGCGAAAGACAUAUACGAAGAGGCUGUCAAGAUUGAAGAAUUUUCUACAAAUCAUGAUAUAUUGCGAAUGUUAGAAGACUUGACAUCGCGUCACAAUUCUAAUAUGCAAGAUGAUGGUGUUUUUGCUACACCAGCAGACGACGUAUUAGUCGUUAUUGGAGGCAGUGAAGGUGGAAAUAACUGCAGUGUCAUGGGGUUUAGUUUUCCACAAAAAAUUUGGUUUUCUUUAAAGCCAUUGCCAUUUGACCCUGGUUAUAAUUUUGCCAUAUGUUCUAACGGCCUAGACAUUUAUGUAUCUGGUGGUUCCGGUCCAGGACCGUAUAAAGGAACUGGCGGGAAAACUGUCUUUUUAAAAUUCGAUGGCCAAGAGAAUGAAUGGAUUCAGCUCCCACAUUUACCUGUGGAAAGACAGUAUCACGCGAUGUAUGCCUUCGAUAAUGUCUACGUAUUUGGUGGCAAGGACGAUCAGAGAUGCACGAAUAGUGUUUUGAGAUUUAAUACUCCCACUAAUACAUGGAUAUGCAGUAAAACUAAAUUGUAUGAACCUGUAAGAUCACCAGCUCACACUUGUGUAGGAAAAAAAGUAUAUUUAUUUGGCGGUUUACUGUCCGAUAACACACUUUCCAAUACAAUUCAAUGUUUUAACUGUGAAUCAGAGCAAAGCUACAGAGUUUCGUAUAAGUUACCAGAUUUUGCACGACUAAAUUCCAAAGCGGUCAACUACAAAGAGCAGAUGAUAGUUAUUUGUAAGGAUGGAACAGUUUUGAAAUGUUCCGAAAAAGAUAGCACACGACCAAUAUCAAAGAUAACCAAGUUUGAUAGGAAAGGAUUUGGAGCGUGCUGUUUUGAGGACAAAAUCUUGAUUUGCGGCGGGGAGGUGUCGUUCAGUACACGAAAGGACAUGAUGCUUUAUGAUUUAAAAUCCGAAAUUGUUAUACCAAUGCAAGAAACACUACCAAUUUCUGUAUCCCACUUUUGUUUCACUAAGGCCAUAGUGAUGCGCGAUCACCUCACAACUGAGUGUGGAACGACUAUGGCUACAUUUUAACGAUUAUGUACUAAAUGAUAUCUGCAAAUAAAAGAGAUACCCAGUUCA
Molecule: messenger RNA, 1830 nt
Organism: Mytilus californianus (California mussel)
Lineage: Eukaryota; Metazoa; Mollusca; Bivalvia; Mytilida; Mytilidae
Product: kelch-like protein 21
Exons: 3
Coding region: 64-1782 (572 amino acids)
Molecular function (GO): protein binding
Source: RefSeq, a predicted model, not a curated record